CAGAGCAUUAUCGCACAUUCGCAGGUUAGCACCAAACAUGGCAAACACGCUAGUUGAUAAGCUGAAGAAGUGGUGUCGUGGAGAAGCUCUGGAUGAGAACCACGCCCUGCUUACAGUCGUCCCUGAAAAUACAGAGGUAGCCCUUAUUGAAGAAACUUUGCAGAGUAUCAAGUGUCUGGAACGUCUCCAUGUUAGAGGACGUAUGCUGAGCGACACCGAUGAUAAAGUUCUUGUGCUGUGUGAAUGCCGAGGGAAAGUAGCAGGUGAGAACGUUCCACCGGAAGCGUUGGCAUCUGAAGGCUCAACCAGAUGGCCAAUAAUCACAGCUUUUAACUCACCCCCUCCAGAAGACGACUUCCAUGUGAAACUGAAAGCUCUUCUAUGGGCAGAAGGAAAAUCACUUGAUGAUGUGCAGGCAUUGUUUACCGAGUCGCAACCACCUACUUCCUCUUCUGCAGAGUCACUCAUUCGAGCUGUCACAGAUCUACUGGACAAGACAAGCAAACCUGCUGCAGAGGGUGGAGGCUAUCGUCGCCUGCGCAUCUUUUCUGGUAUUGUGCCUACUCCAGCUGGAGAGGAACAGUUCGACCACUGGCUAGAACAAGCGUACCUGAUGGUUGAAGAAAGUGACGGAUCUGACAAAGACAAAAGGAGAAGGAUUAUGGAAAGUUUGAAAGGUCCAGCCUUAGAACUGAUCAAAGCAAUACGCCUUUCUGAUGCCGACAUAACUGCAGACAAGUGCCUAGGAGCCCUUGAAAGUGCUUUCGGUGUAUCAGAGUCUGGUGAUGACCUGUAUUUCUCCUUUAGAUUGUUACAGCAGUCACCUGGCGAAAAGUUAUCAGACUUCUUGAGAAGACUCGAGCGUUCCCUGGCCAGAGUGGUACAGUGUGGUGGCCUGUCAGCCAGAGACAUGGACAGAAACAGAGUGGAACAGUUACUCAAAGGCGCAGUAAAUGCUGACUUAAUGCUGCUGCAGCUCAGACUAAGAGAAAGAAAAGCCAACCCUCCAACUUUUCUAGAGCUACUAAAAGAAAUCCGGAAAGAAGAAGAGUACGAGGCUUCCAAAGUAAGGCUCAGCCAGUCAGUCCACGCUGUCCAUGCCAAAGUUCAAGCAGAAAGCAAACACUCAGAAAUCCAAAAUCUGAGAGCUGAAAUAAAAGAAGUCAAGUCUAUGUUUGCAGCUCUUGCAACUCCAACUCAACCUGAAGUGGGAACUUCGGAAAAGUACCCAACCUGGUCUGAAACAGCUGCAAUUGGUGAUCCUGAAGUACAGGCGUUGAAAAAACAAGUCAAACACCUACAACAAAAGGUGAACGCAAAGACAAACAAAUGUCAAAGUCCCAGUCAAACUACAGUGAUGGCAGUAAACGCCCCUGCGAGAUCUUCAAGUGGAACUGAAGACCGUUUCUGUUACCGCUGUGGUGAAAAUGGUCACUUGGCUGGAAAAUGCAAUAGACCAGAAAACCAGACCAAAGUUAUCCAAAGACUUCUUCAAGCACUCAAGAGAGCCAAGACCAACAGUCCCCAGCCCAAUGCUGAAAAGUCAUCACAAGACCCUGCUUGCACAGUGAGGAAAAGUGCUGUUGACGUCACGCUGUUAGCAGGCAUACCUGAAGGCUUAAUUGGCCCGUCUUUAAUCGAGCCAAUAAAUGUGAAUGGACACCUAUGUGAUGCACUAUUAGACAGUGGUUCUCGACCAAACUUGACAUUUGGGGUCUCAGUGACUCAAGCUACCCCUAUCUUGGCUAUGUAG
Messenger RNA from Betta splendens (Siamese fighting fish), 1753 nucleotides. RefSeq names its product paraneoplastic antigen Ma1 homolog. The transcript has 2 exons. Lineage: Eukaryota; Metazoa; Chordata; Actinopteri; Anabantiformes; Osphronemidae. The record is from RefSeq and is a predicted model, not a curated record. The coding region runs from base 38 to 1753 and encodes 571 amino acids. Gene Ontology annotation, molecular function: zinc ion binding; nucleic acid binding.